AUGACUGGAAAAAAAAAACUAAGUGGAUAUCAAAAUCGAAAAAGAGCAUUGUUAAAGGACAAAAAAGAACUAAUUGCUAUAAAGAAAUGCAGAAAAAUUCAAGACAUGUUUCUUAAAAAAACAUCAACAGUUGAAGAAGUUCCUGUGGAAAUUGAAAAGGACAUUCAAGAGGUAGAUCAGAACACAUUUCCAAAAGUAACUGAGGCUGUUCACAAUGGUAAAGUUCCUGUGGAAAUUGAAAAGGACAUUCAAGAGCUAUAUCAGAACACAUUUCCAAAAGUAACUGAGGCUGUUCACAAUGGUAAAGUUCCUGAAGAAAUUGCGAUGGACCUUCAAGAGGUAGAUCAGAACACAUUUCCAAAAGUAGCAGAGUACAAUGUCAUUCCUGGGUCUGAUCCAGCUCUAUGGUCCAUAAACAAUUUUACUCAAAAUUAUUUUUGUAUUCAUGGUUUUUCUCAAAAUGUUUCCAGUAUGAAUUUUUCAAAGUCAAAAAGACCCUAUAUUAAAUCUCAAAAAGGUGUUAAAAAACCUACUACAGGUAUUUUAAUUUAA
Macrosiphum euphorbiae (potato aphid) is the source of this 552-nucleotide messenger RNA. The record is from the annotation of a GenBank genome assembly. Lineage: Eukaryota; Metazoa; Arthropoda; Insecta; Hemiptera; Aphididae.